UAAUCUAGGCCGACCAUUUAGGAUCUAUUUGACCUCGGAGGAGAGCGGGGUGUCAUUUUUAUCUUCCCCCCCUAAAAAAAAAACCUGCUCCAAUCAUCAGUAGCACGGAGAGCCAGCCUCCAACCACACUACGCGGUUCCUGCUCGCUCUGUGGGGGUUUCCUGAGGUUGGGGAAGGCGAGAGUACGUACAAGGACGAGCAAAUAGACAGAAAGGACAACAAAGCGCGCCGCCUGUCACCGGAGGAUUCGUCGGUCUUCCGUGCCAGGAGCAUCUGGGACUCGCACCGAAAGCGGACAAAACAGCAGGAUGUCAGCCAGAGGAGGAAAGAAGAAGGCCACCAAGCUGUCCCGCUCAGCCAGGGCGGGCGUCAUCUUCCCCGUGGGAAGGAUGAUGAGGUACUUGCGCACCGGCACGCACAAAUACCGCAUUGGCAUGGGGGCGCCGGUCUACAUGGCAGCCGUCAUCGAGUACCUGGCAGCUGAGAUCUUGGAGUUGGCGGGAAACGCAGCGCGGGACAACAAGAAAGGAAGAAUAACUCCCCGGCACAUCAAGCUGGCUGUGGCCAACGACGAGGAGCUCAACCAGCUGCUGCGGGGCGUCACCAUCUCCAACGGCGGCGUGCUGCCGCGGAUCCACCCGGAGCUGCUCUCCAAGAAGAGGGGCAUCCGGGUGAAGGUGGACAGCCCGGCCGCCGUUCCCGAGAAGAAGGUGGAGCAGACGAAGAGCAAGAAGCCCGUCAAGUCCUUCAAAAAGGGGAAAGGGAAGCGAGGACGCAAGCCAAAGAGCGUCGACAGCGAGUCCGUCCCCAACUCCACGGUGGAAGACGGCCCCGGAGACGGCUUCACCAUCCUGUCGGCCAAGAGCCUGUUCCUGGGACAGAAGCUUUCACUCACCGAGAGCGAAAUCAGCAAAAUCGGCGCCAUCAAAGUGGAGGGCAUCAUCAACCCGACCAACGCGGAGAUGGACCUUAAAGACGGAGUGGGCAACGCCCUGGAGAAGGCCGGAGGCCGGGAGUUCCAGGAGGCAGUGAAGGAGCUGCGGAAAGCACAGGGGCCUCUGGAGGUGGCGUCAGUGGCGGUGAGCCCGGCCAGCGGCAUGGCCGCCCGCUUCAUCAUCCACUGCAACGUGCCGCCGUGGGGCUCGGAGAAGUGCGAAGACCAGCUGGAGAAGACGGUGAAGAACUGCCUCUCCGCGGCGGAGGACAAGAAGCUGAAGUCCGUGGCGUUCCCGGCUCUCCCCGCCGGACGGAACGGGUUCCCCAAACAGACGGCCGCCCAGCUCAUCCUCAAGGCCAUCUCCAACCAUUUUGUGUCGUCCAGCAGCUCCUCCCUGAAAAACAUUUACUUCGUCCUGUUUGACAGCGAGAGCAUCGGAAUAUACCUCCAGGAAAUGGCCAAGCUGGACGCCAAGUGAGGAUCCUCCUCUCUCUCUCGAGGGGGG
Pseudoliparis swirei is the source of this 1442-nucleotide messenger RNA. Its product is annotated as core histone macro-H2A.2. The transcript has 10 exons. Gene Ontology annotation, molecular function: structural constituent of chromatin; DNA binding; protein heterodimerization activity. Gene Ontology annotation, biological process: nucleosome assembly. NCBI's taxonomy places the organism in Eukaryota, Metazoa, Chordata, Actinopteri, Perciformes, Liparidae. Bases 309 to 1415 code for a protein of 368 amino acids. The record is from RefSeq and is a predicted model, not a curated record. Gene Ontology annotation, cellular component: nucleosome.